This is a messenger RNA of Adelges cooleyi (spruce gall adelgid), 1542 nucleotides long. It is a transcript of the gene maf-S, whose product is annotated as transcription factor MafK. Lineage: Eukaryota; Metazoa; Arthropoda; Insecta; Hemiptera; Adelgidae. Bases 177 to 578 code for a protein of 133 amino acids. The transcript is spliced from 3 exons. Gene Ontology annotation, biological process: regulation of transcription by RNA polymerase II. The record is from RefSeq and is a predicted model, not a curated record. Gene Ontology annotation, cellular component: nucleus. Gene Ontology annotation, molecular function: RNA polymerase II cis-regulatory region sequence-specific DNA binding; DNA-binding transcription factor activity, RNA polymerase II-specific.
UGGGAGCAACUGAGAGGAGUUUGAUUGAUGGAAGGCCGAUGAAUCAUGAAUUUUAACUAUUGUGCAGGCAUGACUAUACUAAAACAAAUAAGAAAGCCAUUUUAGUUGUUCUAUUGACUGUUGUUACAUUUAUAUUAUAGUUAUCUAAUUUUUGAAGAACAAGAACAUCCUUUUUAAUGAGCAUGUCUCCGCUUAAAAGAGAAUAUUUGCCUCCUCCAUUGUCACCAAGUCCUGUCUUGGAUAUAAGCGACGAUGAACUAGUAACAAUAUCAGUUAGGGAUUUAAAUCGCCAACUAAAAAUGCGUGGUUUGACUAGAGAUCAGAUAGUACGCAUGAAACAACGACGGAGAACUUUAAAAAACCGUGGCUAUGCAGCAAGCUGUCGUAUUAAGAGAAUUGAACAAAAAGAUGAACUGGAAACUGAAAAAUCACAGGAGUAUCAAGAGCUUGAUGACCUUCAACAUUCUAACAAUAUGAUACGGUCGGAAGUUGAAAAUACAGUUAGACAAUUUGAAAUGUUAAAAAGAUUUGCUGCAGCCAGCAAAGUAAUGUUGCCUUUAGAACUUCAAUCUUUAUGAGAUAACAAAAUUUGAUUCCUUUUUUAUAUUUUAUUAUACAUUAUAUGACAUUUAUGUAAUAAUUAUAGGGCCAAUCAGUAUUUUAAUGUUUUAAGUUAAACUUUAAUUUUAAUUAUAUGUAGAAAUGUAUGGCAUAUUCUCCUUAAAUUUCUAACGAGAGCAUUAUGACCUGUGUAUAAAUACUAUAAAAGAUGAUACUAAUUCAAAUUUCCUAACUACGGGUUGUUGGCAUAUUUAUUUUAUGGUGAUUAAUUAAACAAGUAAAAUAAUGGGAAUGGUUUAAUUAUUUUUAAUUAGCGAACUAUAAAUUGUAAAAAGAAGUUAUGCAUGAGUUUUCACAACUAUACAAAUUCAGUUAGAAAAAUAGCUAUAAUAAAUAGUAAAAUUUAAAGAAAGCUAUUUAACAUUUUUCACUAGAUAUUUAUAAUUUUUAGUUUUAAUAAAAUAUCAUAUUUUGUACCUGUUCUUUAUUAGACCUAUGUUUAAACUUACGAAUUAAUAAUUGUGUAUGAAUGCUAUAUUUUUAUUCAAACAUUAAAAAAAUAUUUUUAUACAUACUAUUGUUCUGAUUCUUACAAAAUGAUUUUACAAUUAUAAACGAGUUAUAGUUUAUUUAACUUUAGAUCAAAAAUACAUAGAUAGACCACAUCAUAAGCUUUUUUGGCAACCCAAUUUGAAGGAAAACCGUGUUUUGUUGUGUUUAUUUUUGUUAUAACGUGUGCUGUUUCUCGUAGGCUCCUGAAUUUUCUAUGUAAAUUUAAUCUAUGGUUUAACUCAUUUACACAAAAUGUAUCCAAAUCUAAUGGUAUACUUAAAUCGGAUUUAAUUAUUUAUAAUUUUAAGCUAUAAUAUAUGGGAAUGUGUUUAUUAUAAUAUUAAUAUUGUAGCUAUUAUUAUGCUUAUUACACAGCUGCAAUAAAAUUAUUUUUACUAAUAUUAGCUACAUGAAAAUAUUUAAUAUUCA